GUGCGCCGCGCCCCUCCGGGAUGCGCUGCCCCCUUCGGAUGUGACAGCCAGACCCGGCCGCCUGGGCUCGGGGUGCUGGGGCGGGGGAGUCUGAGCGUCUCUCUGGGGGGGCUCCAUGGCCUCCCCACCGGCCUGCGCCGCCCCCCCGGCUCUCCCCUCUUCCCCCGGGACCUCGGGAGGCUGCCUGGCAGCCCCGGAGCCCGCGCCGCUGGCGCCUGGGUCCUGCGCCGCUUGCCAAGGGGUCUCGUUCCAUCUCCAGAUCGGGCUGACCCGGGAGUUCGUCCUGCUCCCUGCGGCCUCGGACCUGGCUCAUGUCAAGCAGCUGGCGUGCUCCAUAGUGGAUCAGAAGUUCCCAGAGUGCGGCUUCUACGGGCUCUAUGACAAGAUCCUGCUCUUCAAACAUGACCUGUCAUCUGCCAACAUCCUGCAGCUGGUGCGGGUGGCUGGAGACAUCCAGGAGGGGGACUUGGUGGAGGUGGUGCUCUCAGCCUCGGCCACCUUUGAGGAUUUCCGGAUACGUCCGCACGCCCUGAACGUGCAUUCGUACCGCGCCCCGGCCUUCUGCGACCACUGCGGGGAAAUGCUCUUCGGCCUGGUGCGCCAGGGCCUCAAGUGUGACGGUUGUGGCCUGAACUACCACAAGCGCUGCGCCUUCAACAUCCCUAACAACUGCAGCGGAGCCCGCAAGCGCCGCCUCUCGGCCACCUCGCUGGCUACCUCGCAGUCCCUGCGUCUCGCCACCUCCGAGUCACUGCCCUGCGCCCCCGAUGAGCUGAGCCGGAGCUCCAUGGAGACCUUGCCCCGCCGGCUCACCAGCACCUCCUACAUCGGGCGCCCCAUCGAGCUGGACAAGCUGUUCCUCUCCAAGGUCAAAGUGCCUCACACCUUCCUCAUCCACUCGUACACCCGCCCCACCGUCUGCCAGUUCUGUAAGAAGCUGCUCAAGGGGCUCUUCCGCCAGGGCCUGCAGUGCAAAGACUGCAAGUUUAACUGCCACAAGCGCUGUGCCACCCGGGUGCCCAAUGACUGCCUGGGCGAGACACUCUUCAAUGGCGGGGAUGUGCCCAUGGAAGACGCCAGCGACCUGAGCGACGCCGACAAGAACUCACUGAUGGAUGAAUCGGACGACUCGGGCAUUAUCCCCGGCUCCCACUCGGAGAACGAGCUCCACGGAGGGGACGACCCCGAUGACGACACCAGCAAAUCCCAGGGCUCCAUGGGCUACAUUCCGCUGAUGCGGGUGGUGCAGUCGGUGCGGCACACAACCCGGAGGUCGAGCACAGCGCUGAAGGAAGGCUGGGUGGUUCACUAUAGCAGCAAAGACACCCUGAGGAAGCGUCAUUACUGGCGGCUGGAUUGCAAGUGUAUCACGCUCUUCCAGAACAACACCUCCAGCCGCUACUACAAGGAAAUCCCGCUGUCUGAGAUCCUGGCGGUGGAGCCGGCCCAGACCUUCGCCCUGGUGCCGCCGAGUGGCAACCCGCACUGCUUCGAGAUCGUCACGGCCAACGCCACCUACUAUGUCGGGGAGAACUGCGCCCCGGCCCCGUCCACUGCCAGCCAGCAGCACAGCGGGGUUGGGCUGGAAGUGGCCAUGGCCUGGGAGAGCGCCAUCCGCCAGGCCCUCAUGCCCGUCAUUCUGCAGGAUGCUCCCAAUCCUCAGGGACAGGCUCCCCACAGGCAGGCAUCGCUCAGGAUCUCCGUGUCCAACAGCCAGAUCCAGGAGAAUAUGGACAUAGCCACAGUUUACCAGAUCUUCCCGGACGAGGUCCUGGGCUCAGGGCAGUUUGGAAUUGUCUAUGGAGGGAAGCACCGUAAGUCAGGCCGGGACGUGGCAGUGAAGGUGAUCGACAAGCUGCGUUUCCCCACGAAGCAGGAGAGCCAGCUGCGUAACGAGGUGGCCAUCCUGCAGAGCCUCCGCCACGCAGGCAUAGUGAACCUGGAGUGCAUGUUCGAGACGCCCGAGAAGGUGUUUGUGGUGAUGGAGAAGCUCCACGGGGACAUGCUGGAGAUGAUCCUGUCCUCGGAGAAGGGCCGGCUGCCCGAGAGGCUCACCAAAUUCCUCAUCACCCAGAUCCUGGUGGCCCUGCGGCACCUGCACUUCAAGAACAUCGUCCACUGCGACCUGAAACCGGAGAACGUGCUACUGGCCUCUGCCGAGCCUUUCCCCCAGGUGAAGCUGUGUGAUUUCGGGUUUGCCCGCAUCAUCGGCGAGAAGUCAUUUCGGCGCUCGGUGGUGGGCACCCCGGCCUACCUGGCCCCCGAGGUGCUGCUGAACCAGGGCUACAACCGCUCGCUGGACAUGUGGUCCGUGGGUGUCAUCAUGUACGUCAGCUUGAGCGGCACCUUCCCCUUCAACGAGGACGAGGACAUCAACGACCAGAUCCAGAAUGCUGCUUUCAUGUACCCGCCCCACCCCUGGCGCCAGAUCUCGGCCGGAGCCAUCGACCUGAUCAACAACCUGCUCCAGGUAAAGAUGAGGAAGCGCUACAGCGUGGACAAGUCCCUGAGUCACCCUUGGCUCCAGGAUUACCAGACGUGGCUGGACCUACGGGAGCUGGAGACCAAGAUGGCCGAGCGCUACAUCACCCACGAGAGCGACGACGCCCGCUGGGAGCAGUUCGCCGCCGACCACACCCUGCCCUACCCCUGCCCACCUGCGGGCCCCCCGGGGGCCGCCCCCCGAGGAGGAGGAGGAGGAGGGGGAGGGGGAGCUGCAGGGGCUGACAGAGAGGGUCAGCAUUCUGUGAGCCUGGCCCCCGCACCCCGUGGCAGAGAGAAGACCCCCCCCCUGCUCCAGUUGAGGGGGAGGGACAAGACGGACCCCCGGGGAUGGGGUGAAGGACACCCCUGCCCCUGCUUUGUGUGGCGGGGACGUGGCUCCCCCUGCUGGCACCAGAGCAGACAGGACGGCUCCCUUUUCCCAACUGGUGCAUUGUGAAGAACAGCCCCCGCCUGCCUACCUGCACGCCCCCCCCGCCCACGGGGGCCACCCUCAGGAGCCCCCGAGCAGGUGCCCCUAGGGCUGAGGAGAGGCAGGUGGGAGCCCGGGGAUGGGCUGGGGGCCCCAGGACAUGGCGAGGGGCCUAGGCAGGGCGUGACGCCUGGCACAGCUGCUGAUGUUGCUUGGCGCCCAUCUGGACGGCCCUCGGCUCCCGUGGCACCCCGGCCGGUGCGAGAAUGGAAUAGAAGAGGAUGGGGUGAGAGGCCCCAGGGCCUCAAGGAGGGGAAGUGGGUGGGGGCCUGGCGCUGUGAUCGGGGGCUGAGGGCAUGAGGGGGGUGGAGUCCCAGGUGCAUGUCAGGGACCUGGGGUUGGCUCAGGGGUCCCAGUGAGGUAGUUGAGGAGUGGGGGGAGGAUGCACCAUGUACUAGGCUCCCAUGGUUAGGACAGGAGGGUGUCCCAAGGGCAUGGGGUUGGUGUUAGGGGCCUGGAUUAUGGGUGAAGACUUUUGAGGACAUAGGGAACCCUCCCUGCACCCACUUUCCCUGGUGCAUCACUCUGGGAGCAAAAAGGGGGGUCUCCAUUUGGGGGAGCACAGAAGGAGCUGAGCCUUUCCCCUCUUGUCUUCAGCGGGAUAGAGGGGAGAAGCAUCCAUCCUCCCCCACCCCAAACCCCUGCUGGCUCCAAGCCAUCUCGGCCAGACUGAAGCCGCCCUAGGCCGAGCCUUCUGGAUCUUGAUGCCCUGCUCCGCAUGUGGCCUGCGUGGCCAUGUGCAUCCUGGCCCGUGCACACACGUGUUCACGGCGGAGCCAGGGGAUGGGCGAGUAACUGACGAGGCCCAUGGAGCUCUGACUGAUCUACACCACCCUCCGGUGGAUGCUCAUACAGGGACGUGUGUGUAUAAAUAAAUAGUGAACAGAACCUGA
Gopherus flavomarginatus (Mexican gopher tortoise) is the source of this 3867-nucleotide messenger RNA. RefSeq names its product protein kinase D2 (gene PRKD2). The coding region runs from base 116 to 2941 and encodes 941 amino acids. Gene Ontology annotation, molecular function: ATP binding; protein serine/threonine kinase activity. The transcript has 18 exons. Gene Ontology annotation, biological process: protein phosphorylation. The record is from RefSeq and is a predicted model, not a curated record. Lineage: Eukaryota; Metazoa; Chordata; Testudines; Testudinidae.